Molecule: messenger RNA, 1011 nt
Organism: Lachancea nothofagi CBS 11611
Lineage: Eukaryota; Fungi; Ascomycota; Saccharomycetes; Saccharomycetales; Saccharomycetaceae
Source: the annotation of a GenBank genome assembly
AUGUUUGUGGCUAGUAGUAGAGGCGGAUUGCGUGGGCUGAGCCGCAGCAGAAGUAUGUGUAUAUGUGUUGUAUUGGCACUAGUACUGGCACAGCUACUAACGGGACCAGACGUUUAUAAUUGGCGCUCUUGGGGCUCCCGGGGUUUUUUCUCGGGCUCCGGUAGCGCGCAGAGCGGUUCCUCGGGGUUCAGCUACAAGCACGCAGUUGCGUAUCAGGCUAAGGACCGCACAGACGGCGUCUACGCCGGGACACAGCUAGACUCGCCGACAGGGGAAGAUAACUACUUCGUCGGGAUGAGAAGCCCACACGACGUGUUUGCUGGUGUCGCGGAUGGAGUUGGUGGUUGGGCAGAGCACGGAUUUGACUCCAGCGCUAUCAGCCGCGAGUUGUGCGCUGCCAUACAGGAUUUCUCCACACUAGGCAAAAUACUGUCGCCCAAACAAUUGAUUGAUUUGGCCUACGCCAAAGUCAAGAAUGAUGGCGAAGUGCAAGUAGGCGGGACGACUGCUAUUGUUGCGCAUUUCCCACCUAAUGGGACCAUGAAAGUGGCCAAUCUGGGCGAUUCCUGGUGCGGGGUUUUUCGGGGCACCAAAUUAGUGUUUCAAACCAAAUUUCAAACUGUAGGGUUUAAUGCGCCGUAUCAGCUAGCAAUUAUUCCCCCACAAAUGCUCAAAGAAGCUGCAAAAAGAGGUGGAUCAUAUAUUCAAAACAAGCCGAGUGACGCAGAUGAAUAUCAAUUUCAGUUGCAGAAAAACGACAUAAUUCUUUUGGCUACAGAUGGUGUUACCGACAACAUUGCCACAGGCGAUAUGGAGCUGUUUCUAAGCAACAACGCUAAUGAAGUGGACCUUCAAAAAGUUUCCCAAAAAUUUGUGGACCAAGUAGUCAAGCUCAGCAAAGACACUAAUUUUCCCAGUGUUUUCGCUCAAGAAAUGUCAAGGCUCUCAGGGAAACGUUAUACUGGGGGAAAAGAGGAUGACAUUACCGUGGUCGUUGUCAAAGUUGAAUAA